Molecule: messenger RNA, 10293 nt
Organism: Asterias rubens (European starfish)
Lineage: Eukaryota; Metazoa; Echinodermata; Asteroidea; Forcipulatida; Asteriidae
Product: rootletin-like
Exons: 22
Coding region: 1-7149 (2382 amino acids)
Biological process (GO): regulation of autophagy
Source: RefSeq, a predicted model, not a curated record
AUGAAAUUCAUGUGUAUUAUUUUUCCCUUUACUCGCAUGCAGCUUCAUAGGACAGAAGUUGACGUGAUCCGGAGAAAAUUGAAGCAGUCACACGACGCAGACGCCUCCAAGAAACUCAAAGCCAAGAUCCAAGUCCUCAGAGCAUCAUCCACGUCUUCCGAUUCGGACUCUGAGGUUGAAUAUGACGUGUCGUCACUACUGAACGACUUGGAGGAGUCUACGGAAAGAGAGCGUGAUCUACAGAAUCAAAUGCAACUGCUUGAGGAGGAGGCUAACGCCAUCCGUAAGAGUUUAUCCAGGGUAGAGCAGGAGAAGGAGGCGCUAGACUUUGAACUUGAGAGAUUUAAGAUGAGAUUUGGAACCUUAGAGGAGGGGAUGAAAUCCGAGAAUGUCCGAGGUGCUUCGACCGAGAAAGAGGCUGAACUUAGACUACAACUCAUGCUGGUAGAACAGGAGGCAACGGUUAUGCGCAGAAAGAUGCGCGAGCUUGAGAUGAAGAACGAGGAGAUGACAGGCGCCCUCGAUCGGCCGACAGCGGCCAGCUCAUCUACUGGUGCAGAAACAGGAAUAUCAUCAUCCCAAAGCAAAGAUGUCGACACUGAACCAGACACUUCCCGUCCAACCGAAGAGAAGAUCUCAGCUGAGGUUAGCACCCUCAAGCGACAGCUUGAAGGUGUUCUCCGUGAGAACGAGGCUCUCCGUGUCAAACUGGAGACCUUCGAGGAACUGAACACCUUGUACCCAACCUCCGAUACCAAAGAAUCACCCGAGGGGCAGGACGACGCUCGCCCCCGGCAUAUGCAAACCGAUACAGUCGUAGCUUCCCUCAAGCUUCGCCUGGUCGAGGCAGAGUUCGAAAAUCGUAGUCUCCAGCUUGAGACAGAGAGUCUGCGCAAGCUCAGUGAGAUUGCAGGAGCGAAGGAUCAUGGGAAGGGCAAGGUCAAAGGUACGGAGCAUAAGCUGAGAUCCCAGAUUGCUCUUUUGAAGACGGAGGCAGAUUCUAUGAGAAGGAAGAUGAUCAGUCUUGAAGAUCUUAAUGAUCGACUAGAGGAAGCAACAGAGAAGACGUUAGCCGAGAAGGUAGCAAUCGAGAAGGUGCUCGUUGAGAAGGAGAGAAAGUCAGAACCAGUUUCCAGACAGGAGUCUACAUCAUCAACGACGUCAGAGGUUGACAAUGAGAGACUUCACGUCCUACAGAGUCAGAUUACCACCCUACAGGAUGAACUAGGGGAUCUUAUUUUAGUUGUCAAGAGCAAGGAGGUUACCCAAGAACAACAGGAGAAGGAGCUCUUCCAGACCCGCCAACAAGCCGAGCAGCUCCGCUCCGAAUCCUCCAAGCUCCAACAAGACCUCCAGCUUCGCCUCACCAAUGUCACCAAAGAGCGGGACCUCUUGCUGCAGCGCAUCCGUAUAUCGGAGGAGAGGUCUGAGGGGCUGCAGACCGACCUCAAACGGGCAUGCUCGGUGUCUAGAGAGGAUGAGGGUGAGGUACAGAGGGCAGAGGGUGAGGUACAGCGAAGUGAGGUUGCUGAGGCUACCGAUGAUGUAUUUGUUGAGCAGGAGGCUACUCCGGAAGUGGCUGUGAAUUUUGAGCGGUGUCUUAAAGACCGGAUAGCCACUCUAGAGACGCAGCUUGCUGAAGAAAGACAAAAAUGCAAGGUGGCUGAGAAGAGGGCUGAGAUGCUGAAUGGAGGAGCGUCAGGGAUGGACGAUGAGGGCGGGCUACAGGUUAGCCAGUCUGAGGAUGCUGCAUAUAAAGAGCGGGAAAAGGAACUGCUUCGAUUUGAGCUGACUGAGUGUCACCUUGCCAUUGAUGACCUGACCUCAGAACUUGCCCGAGAGAGGGAGCUGUUUGCUCACGAGAAAUCCGAGAUGGAUCUCCGAUUACAAGAGUACGCUAAGAAAUUCCACUCCCCCGACCCUGUCUCACAUUCCCCCGACGCACCACAGACACAGGACGAGCAGGACCGGGCAGAGAAGAGGUUCGCCUUUGAGAAGGAGAGCACGGAGUUACAGAAGAAGAUGGAGACGAUGGCUUGGAGGAGGGAGAAAGCUGAGCUCUCCAAGAGGCUGGACGAGCUCAAGAUGAAGAUGGAGGACAUGCAGAGCAGACCUGAUGUAACUGCAAGUGCUACACUUGGCCAAGAGGAGAAAAAGUCAGGCUCCGCUCGCCCGGACACCGAGAAGGAGGAAUUGAAGAAGAUUCUGGGUAAACUUGAAACAGAAGUCGAAAUUCUGGACGGAGAAUGUUGGAAAUAUCGAGAACUUGCUGAAGACAUGCAGUCAAAGAUGAAAGUGAUGACGGCACAGAGCGAGGAGCUUAAGGCUUCCAGCGACAUCCUGACUCAGGAACGGUCCCUUCUCCAUGCUAAGGUAGCCAGCAUCCAUCAGGAUCGCACAGAGCUGGACAUUCGUCUGAAGAAAGAGAGAGAGGCUUGGGCGAGGGAGAAGAGCGAACUGAUAGCGAGGCAAGAUGAACAGCAACAGGAGAACGCCAGGAAGCUGAGCGACAUACAGCACGAAUUUGGACAAUUCCAGCUUGAGAAGCAAACCCUCCAACAGAGGACCGUUGAGUUAGAAACCUACAUGAAGUCUCUCAAAACCAACGGGAAGGAAGGCGAGGAACGCCUCAAGGAGACCCAGUCUCACCUGGAAAUCAUCAAAGCCUCACACGAAGCAGAGAUGGCCAAACUCCGGCUGGCCUUCGAGCACCAGAUUGGUAUAACAUCCUCCGAAGGCCGGGUUGAGAUGGAAGAGAUGGAUCUUGAUCUGAGAAGCAAGUCAAGACAACUUGAGGAGAUCUCUGCCAAAGUGGAACUCAUGGAACAAGAACUUGAACAGAGUCGGGGUACCAUUCAUGCCCUGGACGCGCAGCUUCGCGCCCAGGAGGACUGCAGAAGCAAAGAGAAGGCUGAGCUUAUAAAGAGCGCCCGCAACGGUGAGGAUGAGCUUCGCAGUGAGAACACACGGUUAGGGAAAGAGAUGCGAGACCUACAGGCGAAGCUCUCGAACCGGGAGAAGGACUGGAAAGCAGAGCGCAACGAGCUCCAGGAAGCCCUUGAGAAACUCAAGUCCAGUCUGAAAGCAAGAGAUGCCUCGUGGGAGAGUGACCGAUCGAAGCUUGUCUUGGAGGUCAAGUCUCUUCAGUCCAACUUGAUGACCCGGGAAGACUCUUGGAAGGUCGAGAAGGGUCAGUCUAACAACAUCAUCAGUGAGCUGAGAGGGAAGGUACACGAGACUGAGAUGAAGGCCAAGAAGAGAGAAGAGGAAUUAAUGUCUAGAGUGGAGGCUGCUACGGAGCUUGUAGAGACGCACAAAGUCAGUGAGGCGAAGUUUAAGGAUGAGAGAAGACGUCUUAUUAAACAGAUUGAAGACAAAGUUAGCGACAUCAAAAACGUCUCGAAAGAAUCAGACCGUCUUCAGCGUCUCCUAGACAACCAAUCACGCCGUGUUGACAAUGCCCGUUUCGAUGUCCAGAUCCAAUUCCAGAGGGAUGAGAAGAUUUGGAAGGCUGAGAUCGCAGCUAGUCGCUUCAAGCUUGAGGCUGAGACUAAGUACUUUAAGGAGGAGCUGGCUAGGCUGCAGAGUAAGCUGGAGAGUGAGGUCAAAGGGAGGUCAGAUAUGGAGAGGGAUCUUCAGGUUGCUGUGAAGGAGGAGCAUGAACAGAAGGCGAUUGCUGAGAGGGCUGUUGCUGAGAAGAUGUUGGCGAGACAGGCGGCUGAAAAGGAGUCCCUCUCGGCCAAGAGAUCAAAGCAGUUGAUGGAGGAGCUUCAACGAGACAGGCGGACUCUUAGCGGCCAGCUCACGGCCGAGAAGGAGCGAUGUGAGGCACUCCAGAGGAGUUACGGUAACGAGAAGGCAUCUUGGGACGUCAAAAGAAACGAAUUGAUGACCAAAGUUGGCAGGCUCGAGCAGCAGACUAAACUCAAGAAAGUCAAACUAGAAGAUCUCCAGGUUAGACUUCAAGCAGCGUGGGACAUCGAGCGAGCCGAUAACCGACGACUUGUAGCGGAGGCUAACCAAAACUCGUUAGAGACUCGUAGGCAGAUGGAUUCACGCGAGAGUAAAUGGCAGAGGGAGUUUAGUGCUACUCAGGAGAAAUUCACCAAGGAGAGGAAAGAUUGGGAGGAAGAUAAGAGGAAACUUUCAGAUGCAAUCAAAGAGCUGGAAGAUCAAAUGCAGAGCAUGAAGGACAUGCAGAAACGUAGCAGCCAGGUGGAGUGCCAUUAUCAACGAGAUAAAGAACUGUGGAGGAGUGAGAGGACAGACUUGCAGAAACGGCUGCAAGGGAGUCUAACUUCCCGUAGAUUGGAACAUAAUAGGAUUGAGACCAUGAUUCAAGAGCUGCAAAAGUUGAAAAUGAUGGACACUACUCCACACCAGAAUUCCGAAAAUAACAAACCGGUGACGAGUAAAAGUCAUUCUUCAUCAUUUGAGGCACCUACCAAGGGGUUUCAAGAACUAACGAUAAUCGAAACCAAACAGACCAGCGAGAAAUCAGCGCCACCAAGAAAAGAGAAGGGUGACCUCGUGCGGCGGAUGCAGGAAAAGGUGCCGGAGCAUGAUGGGAACGAUGGCAUUGCCCAUGAGCAAGAAGUGCCUGACGUCAUCAAAGCAUCAGAUAGCAUGACGGUUAAGAACGCAUUUGAGGAGGCACUGAGACGGAUUGCCCUCGUACAGGACGACCUGGCAUGCUUUCAGGUUCGACUUGAGAUGGAGGCGACGCGACCCAAGAGAUCCAAGUCUCACUCUGACGUUGCUCGAGCAGUCUCCGUUGUCCGUCAGUCUAAACCCGUGUGCCAGAGAGCAAUGCAGUACGAGAGCAGCACGCCCUCAUCGACGGAAACAACCUCUAUCCAGGUGAUUACAACAGAGCGCCAACCCCUGGACGGCAACGGCAAACCAUUGAGGGAAGGACGUUCGUACACACGCAGUGCGGAGAUACUAACCUCCUCGUCCCCAAAACCACGCAGGAAGCGAUCCCCGGAGAAACAGGUCAGGGCCCAGACCCCAGAACCGACCUCCUCAACACGUGUGCAGGUAUUACCUAGAAUGUGCUCCACUCCAACACCAUCCGAGACAACCUCGCGUACAGUGUCCUCCUCAGUCAAAGACUCAGAUAGUGAAUACGGAAGCAGUUGCAAUAGUAACACCAACUCGGCCUCCUCCUCCCCCUCGCUCACAGAGAAAAACACAGGGCCGGGGAAAGUCACAACCAAGCCCGUUCUGACGAGAUUCGGUCGGUUCGACGCACAGGGGAUGCUCCGUGAAACGGAUCGGAAGUCCUCACCCCAGUCUUCGGACUCGGAGCUGAAGAUCGAGACAGAUAUUGAGAAGAGAAUGGCCGAGAUGGAGAGGAGCAGAGUAAGAUCUACAAAGAAAAUGUUCGAGCAGAAUUUGGCUCGUGGAGCUGGAACUCUACCCAGCCGAUCCUUGUCUCCAAGACGCGAACAUGAUGAUACUUCUGAUCAUGAAUGCGACGUCGAACAACGGCACACCGACAGUGAAUUGUACACACGUGUUAAAUCACCAACUUCUGAGAAAGACAUUUCUAUUCUAUCCUCCCGUGAAAAAGACAGUGCGCCCUCUACUGUUGUAGUUUUAAAAGGCGUUGGAGCCAGCGCUCCUUGUGGCCUUGACUCACAAAGUGCUAAAAACACUUCUACCUCUAAACCAAGUGGGCAUGCACAUAGCACCCAGCAGCUAACCCAAAGUGCUUCCAAUUCCAAUGGCAAUUCAAGGUCACAUCCGACCGUGAAAUCGGCCGUUUCUUCCCCGGCCGUACAAGCUUCAAGUCCCCGUGGAUCGCCAAAGCUUCACCGCUCCAACUAUCCAUGUGCUCCUCCUGGCUUCCUUUUGCCAAAGAAAAUUAACGAAGUCCAAUCAUCGAAGCGGACCGAGGGCACCCCCCUAGUGGGUGAAACUCCUUCUCCCCCGCCCACUUGGAGGCACUCCUCGGCACCAUCGAAGAACUUCAACAUCCCCCUGCCACCUUAUCAGACAACCACUUCACAAAAAGGUGAACCCAUGUCCGUUAUCCCUGGUCAAUUACCACGGACUAAAAGCCAAAUGCAGGCGAAAUCCAGAACCUCCUCCGAGGUUCCACUGCACUAUAUCGCCUCAACCGGUGACGUAGAGUCUCCGGGGUCACGACGCAAGCGCAUCUCUCCCCGGUCUGCCCGUGCCAACUUCUUUGCAGACCUUCCUCCAAGUCUAAUGCUUUUGCAGCAGCAGCAGAUGAACAAACCGAGUAGUACAGAAAGAAGCCGCGAACCAAACAACAACAAUAAUAAUCCACACCGCCCGUCGCAACUCAACGUGACGUCAGAGACUAACAAGAAUGAGACGCUUGGUGGCGCUUCAACGAGUCAGUCCAGUCCCAGGGACCAUUCACCAUCUGGAAGGAGCUCCAUUUGGACUGCAGCCCCGACAGUGUCUCACCAACAGCACCACUCAAAGAUCAAAACUGAAGAACACAGUAGCACCAAAAUUGAAACCCAAGUCCUGAGCUCAAAACGCCCUUCGGCUGCCGUCUCUCCAACUCGUAGAGUCCCUACCCAGUCUGGUUCCCCGAAGCUCAGCAAAUCCAAGGCGCCUAAACACCACAAAAAACGUGCAAAAUCAAGUGAUAGAGCACAGACUGCUACCCCGCGAUGUGUGACCUUUGCUUCUCCGACAAGCCCCUCCGGACCACUGAUCCCCUUGAAACCAAACACUACCCGUGUUACAGUGGUAUCGUCCAAGAAGACUGUGAAUACUGUGGAGACGUGCCGUGUAUUGAACUCUUCCUCUUCUGAGAAAGGGGUGUCCGAUUCUGAAAAAUCGAAGGGAUCCACUGCUUCAUCAGAGGUGCCGCUCAAGCCUGCACCAACAGUCACCUUUGACGAAAUGCAGCCACGUCACGUCGUGCCCGCCCUCACCCCGCAAUUCGCCCGACCAGCCCCAUCCAGCAACCGCCGGAGGCCAGCCCGAUGGCUUACCUCUAAAAGACUGAAGACGAGUACCGGCUCGCUGGAUUCCUUGUACCGUUCAGAGCGGCGUCCGUCCGGGUCAUCAAUGUCCGAUUAUGAGACGUUUAUGGAGCAGGAACUCUUCACCGGAGACGGACAUUGUAAGAGGAAGAGGCCGAAGGUUGAGACCACUGUUUGAAGAGGAGCACUAUUUACAUUUUUAUAAAACUGUGGGCCAAACCGUUAACAAGAUUUACACUUUGAUCGGGUCCGGUACCAAACAGAGCAACAGUCUAAUCGAGGAAUCCACGAAUACUUAAGAGCAAACUAAAUAUCACAAAAUGGGUUGAAUCAUACUUUAGCUGAUGUACAAAAACAGUAAGACAGUUUGCCUUUUGGGGCAACCUACGGAAUUUUGCGCAAAAAGUUACACCUGUUUAAGAAAGUGUUGAGCAACAGGAAAAACGUGAUGGGUCUGUUCUCCAUAAUCAAUUGGCCAAGUAAACAAUAUCAUCUGAACAGAUCCGAGAUUUGUUUGUCAAAAGUGGCUCUUAAUACAACUACAAACGAGGUUCAUUUUUGAAAAAAAUACAUUUUUGCCUAGUAUGCUCAUAAACAUUAGAAAUUAUUACCCCAAUUUUUAAUUUGAAGUUGAUGAACAAAGAUAAAUUUCCUAGAGACCCCUUUAACGUUCGUAUCAUUAUGGCGAUUCUAAUACAAACUUGUUAUAAUUAUGAACGCCCUUUUUUGAUUUUAUCAGGCACAAUUUAGUCGCAUUUUGACUUCAGUUCUCAUAAUGUAAAAGGUAACGGUAAAUUGAAUAAUUAUCAUUGAAGAAGGCCUUACCCAAGUGUCUAGGAGGAAGUUUUACAUUUGGAGUAUUUAGUAUUAAAUAACGAUAUUCUGCCUGCCAUGUUUAACAAAGGGCGCCCUCGGUUUUAACAAAUGACGUCAUACAUUCGUUUGUCGAGGGUUUGUCGUGUACCAAAGGAAAUGUAAUUUCCAUACUUCAAUUCCGAGCCUGGACAUUUUUCACUUGUUACAAUCGAAUGAUUUCUCUCACAUUUUUCACUUUUUACAAAAUGAAGUUUUGAGCUAUAAAUAACAUUGUAACUUAAAUUUGUCAUUAACUCAUCUUUUGAGGUAUUGUAAUUUGCCAAAUUCGGUGAGGACGGAACUUUGUAAUUUCUUACUUUUUAUAGAAACGAUGCAAAGGGCAUUUUUAUAGCUUUCUUAGCCUUAUAUUAUUAUCUUGCGAGCAAUUUUAUAACAGGGUUGUUGAGCACCGUUGUUUAAUAGCGACAACAAAAGCAAAACAAAGCAAUUGUAGAAGUAGGCCUAUGUACCAAUGUUUUCGAAUAUUUCAAAGGUUGGAAAUAUUGUUUAUCAGGAAAGUGAUCUGAUACCGAUCGAUUUCUGACUAAUCAAUACAUGAAGCAUUUUAACGUUUGUAAAAGGUAAUGUUAAAUCACACGUAAAACGCGCAAACGCCUGUUUAUGUAAGUUUGAUAUAGUAAAAAAAAUGAAUUGAGGCCUCUUAUAUCAUAAACAAACCUAACACCAAUGGGGAUAGUUAGCAUAUUCGAUGGGAAAUGGCUAAUAAACUUUACCCUCCAAUGCCUUUGUGAUAAAUAGACUCAUUUGAUUGUUAAUCUAUUGGUAUGCAUGAAAACAUUAUUAACGAAAACAAACGAUUGGAACUGGGAAAGAUUUGCUGAUAGAAUAAAAUCAUCAACGAAGUUUUUAUUAAGUCACUGGUUUUUCAAUCUUAUUUUUAAAGGAACACUUUAUAAAACUUUUAUUUUAAAGAACAAAACAAAUUUACAAACAAUGUUAAGUAUAAUUAUUUAAUAUUUAUUUAAUGGCAUUUCCCCAAUCCCUAAACAAGUGUAUCUAAGCUGGUCUCGUGUAUUUCUUUGAUUACAAACGUGUUGUCUUAGACGUAACUACCCGAGCCGAACAAUGUUAACCGUUGCGUUGCCGACCACCAGUAAAUGACUUCCUUUCUUCUUGACCAGCGCCCUCUCGUAAACCUCUUUACAGGUUCGUGUUGUAUCAGUUAGAUCUGUGAUGCAGUCGUACUAUUAUUAUCAUUGUAUUAAAGUAUCAUUUAAAAAAAAAACUAUCCCAACAAUAAAACUAUGUUUCACAGUUACUUGGGAGUCAAUUUUGCCAAUUUUUUUUGAAAGGUUUUUCGACCAAAAUGUUUACAAAAAUGUGUGCUAUCUUGGUGAAUUUGAAGGUCAGAAGGGGAAGAAAAAUGUUGAAUGUGUUUAUAUAAAAACAAAAAGAAUAUUGGCCAAUCUACCUGUAUCUCUGUGUGCUAAAUGUUUCAACAUUAUCAGUGGCUAUUUUGAUGUAGUAUUUCUUCUUUCCAUUCAAGAGUGAGGUGGACCACAUCGCUAAUUUAAGUGGUCAUGCACCACGGGCCUUUGUUAUGUAUUUUGGCCAAGAUCCUCACCUCGAAGUGAUUGACGUAAUUUAUGAACAUUUACCUUGACUGUUGCAUCAAAAAUGCAUAAAGAAGUUAUUCAUGCAUCAAGAAUGCAUAAAUUUGGAAGUAUAGAUUGUUGAAACAUUGUGUGUCUGUGUUAGAGGUGCAUUCUUGUCAGUUUGCAGAUUGCGUGAAUGUUACUCCAGUGAUCAAUUAUUAGAUGUUUUGAUUGACUAUUUCACUCGGUUAAUCCAUGGGAAAAACUUCCCCAAGGAGUUAUACACUAUACCGUGCAAACACACACUGCUCUUUGAAGGUAAAAAGGUGAACAUUUCACUCUGUUGUCCGAGUGGUGUCAGAUACGCUCUUUUGAGAGUGAAAGUCGACCUGUGUCACUCUUUUUGAUGGAAACUAAAACGAACUUCACUCUAAAUCGAGUUGAAAGUACCAGUCUUUCACUCUUGUCCGCCAGAAUGGUAUAGCGGACACAACGAAUGGUUGUUCACUCCUUUACAUUGAGAGAGUGACUAAUGAAAUAGUUUAAGGUUUUGCUAGAAACAAAGAACAGGGAGAAGUUUUAAGACCUUUUAAGAAGCUUGAAAGUAUAGACACAACUCUAUAAGUACAGACUUGGUAAUGUAAAGUAAAGGUGUACAUAGAUUGUGAUUUUAUUUAGCUUGUAUUUUUAUUUAAUCAAACAAAACUUAUUAUUUUUGUUGGGGAGGUUUUAGUGAGGUAUUAUUUAUUAUGUAUUGUAUAAUUCACCCCUCAUUAAUUUAGUGACUAUUAUUAAACAGACGAGCAACAGACCGCACAUUAUGGUCGGAUUGUAAAACAAAAUGCAUUAGUACCCGAGUGAUAAUUAUUGUUUUAAUUUUCAAUUCAACUCAACUAACACUUAUUUCCACA